AGCGAGGACCCGUCGGAGCUCAUCGAGUUAGAAUUCUCUAGUCGCCGGGAUCGAAUCUAGACGCGUAGAACUCUCUCGUCUUCCUGUAGAUCGCUGGCGGAUCUUCUCGAGAUCGCCGAUUACAAGACCAACAUGGCGUCCUUUUGGUUCCUGGACACGCUGGCGCUACAGGUUCACAGGCACAGGGGGAACCUGGACGAUCGUUAUCUGAGCGUCUUGAUCAGCUGGCUAGCUGGGGAAAUGUCGCUUAUCCGGGAUAAGAGGCUCUCGCGCGGAGAGUUUCUCAGGCUGAUGAAGGAGAUGUUUCGCCUCGCCGCGAAUGUAAUUGCUGGAGAAAACCGAUGUCCUUAUUGGGAUGAGAUCGAAGUGGCCGAAGGAAUGGAGGAAAACGUGGAAAAUGGAGAUUCUAGCUCGAAGGAUCCUGAAGGAAUAUCCCGUUUUUCAUUCGUGUUCCUAAUUGAUUUUUGCAACAGGCAAUCUAGGGACCAGCGGAGUAACUUGGAUAAGAAAGAGUUUUCUGGAGAUCGAGAUCAGACUGACGGUUUCUUCAGCAAUGUAGAACCGAUUUCUGUGCUGGACACUAUAAUGGAGUCUACCUACGAUAUGUACGCCAAUGAAUUACGCUAUUUCCUCGUCUAUUCAGUCUUCGUCGAAUCGAUCGAAGUGCAAUCUUAUCAGCUGCCAUUCACUCUGAGGACGCCGCGUCCUGUGAAGCUGGUGGAUCCCAAGUCGAUGCCUUUCUGCGUGGGGCUUCGCAAGAAAUUAGAAAAAUUCGGAACCACCGAUAAGUCGAAGAAAACGGAGAAAAUAGCGACAGGCAAAGGCAAGAAAAAGGAUCCAUCGGCGGUACCGAACACCCCUUCGUCUUCGCUCGUCGACGAAGAAAUUCUACUCGAGAAGCGAAGAUUUAUUCUGCCACUGAUAGAGGCGAACGAAACGAUGAAAAUAUUUGACAUGCUUGGAAGAGACGAUUAAAUAGCGAGACACGUAGGCAUUAAUGCCAAAUAUUUCUUUAUUUGUUCGCGAUCAUGUUAGGAGCAGGGUGCCCCAUUCUCGGCACCGGAAAUCUUUAACUGCGAUAGUUCCAGGGAUUUCUAAUUUGAUGAACUUUGACGAGCUCUGUAAGGCCUCCCCUGAUUGUCCUAACUGUCCAUAUUUGUUGCAUCCGCAACCCCAAAAGGUGCCAUCGUCUGUUAAAACAGAAAUAAUACUUUGGUAUACUUUUUCCCCUCGUUUCCUGAUCGAAGAUACGUACCAGUUACACAUAUGGUGAACGUGUUCCCGCAUUCGACUUUCUUCACGAAUAUUUCUACGCUCUCGUUUUGGUCGUCUGUAAAAUUUAUUAAUGUGGGCACAGCGACCACUUUACUCUCCAUAUUAGGCAGGCCUAGCUCCGAGUUCGUAUUCCACCCCCAUGUGUACAAGUCGCCCUACGAUCGAACAGGUUUUUUUUUCUUGAAAAAUAGGUUUCUGAUUGUUGGUGGAUUUUUGAAAAAUUCGGGAUAUUAACUUGAUCUGUAACUACGGCGCUGUGCCAACCCUGUGCCGAGAUGCAAACAACUUUUAGACCGGCCAGAGCCUCGAUCAGUGUAGGGUUGUCGCAAUCCUCCAAAUCAUUGUGCCCUAAUUGGCCACGUCUGCGUUAUAUAAAUGAUUCGUUGUACUGUAAUGUUGCAUUAAUCUUGGACACUCGAUAGACGAUACGUACGUUCCUAUCCCCAUCGAAUAUACGUCACCACUCUCUGAUAGUAGGAUAGUGUGGUCAAACCCACAGGCAAUGUCUAUGAAUUUUACCCUCUUUGGCAUUUCGACUAACGUAGGGGCAUUAAAUACUCGACCUAAAGUGUCAGUAGUUUGGAAUUGGAAUUUUAUUUACUAUUAGACUUUUAAUAUGGUAAAUGUGUACCUAAGUUAGUAAGGACCACAGUGCAACCCGCUCUGAGGACUUUAACAGGAUGUUCUUUAAUCGAAUCAUCAUUGCUUGGUAUGAAAUUUGUCACCUUCUUCCAAAAACCAUUGUGCUCGUAGACCAUAUAUUGCCAAAAUUCAUUUUGGUUCGAUAAGAUCACUAUAUUGUCUU
Molecule: messenger RNA, 2080 nt
Organism: Nomia melanderi (Alkali bee)
Lineage: Eukaryota; Metazoa; Arthropoda; Insecta; Hymenoptera; Halictidae
Source: RefSeq, a predicted model, not a curated record